UAUCCGUGUGUGUGGAGAGCUCAGAGUCAGUCAGUGGAUCAUGUACGAGUCCGAGAAGGAGUCGCUGCGGCGCUACAGGCACUACAUCGUCCAUUUUUUACGACCCUCUUACAUCCGGGGAUUUCUGACAACAUACCUGGAGGAAGAGUAUGUUGAGAAGAUCAUAUCAAAGGAGAGCUUGUCACAGACAGAGGCAGCUCAGAUGCUGCUGGACAAGAUGUUGGACCUGAAGGAGGUCGGCUGGUUCCAGGGCUUCCUGGAUACGCUGCGGGCUUCAGAGUACACAGGUCUCUACACGGCGAUCAGUACGUGGGAUUUUCAUGAUCUGGAAACUCUGGAUCCUCACAGGAAACUGCUGGAUCAAGUUGAAAUGUCUGUCACCAAAAAUAUGAAACCCAGAGAGCUGCUGCCACACAUGAGCGACUGUCUCACACAGCGAGAGUGUGAGGAGAUCAGAGCAGUGGAUGAGCAGAAGGGGUGUAUUGCAGCGAGUGUGCGCUUGGUGGAGAGUCUGAGACACUGUGAUAAAUCAAACUGGUUUAAAGUGUUUAAACUGGCACUGGAGAACUGCAGCCAGAAUCGCGCUCUACAGCUGCUUGACCCCGAUGAGAAUGGGAAUUGUGUUCAGGACUCUGAGGAGAAUGAUGUAGUCAUGGCAACAGUGUGUUUCGAGUACAGGGAGGACGGCGAGAGUGACAACCUGAUGAGCAACAGUGAGACAAGUGUGCCUGAGCAGUGUGUUGAGGGAACAGAGGGGGGUGUGGCCAGUGUGUGUGAGAGACAUACAGAGAAGAAGUUGAGAGAGUAUCAGAAAGAGCUUGCUACAGCCGCAUACAACGGCCUCAACACCAUCAUCUGUGCUCCAACGGGUUGUGGUAAAACUAUCGUUGCCGUGGACAUCUGUGAACAUCACCUGAAGAAAUAUCCCCAGAAGGCCAAAGUGGUUUUCAUGGCAACCAAAGUGGAGGUUUAUGAACAACAGUACAAACUGUUCAAGGAGCACUUCAGCAAGGACCCAGACAUCAGGGUGAAAGGUGUGUGUGGGGACAUGUCAGACGUGUCUCUGCCCACCCUUGUGUCCAACAAUGACGUGUUGCUGAUGACUCCUCAGAUUCUGGUGAACGCUCUGCAGCGUGGUGACGUGGAGUCUCUAAACACCUUCACACUGCUGCUGCUGGACGAGUGUCACAACACCACCGGCAAACACCCGUACAACAACAUCAUGAGCCUCUACAUCGACACCAAACACACCACACACACACACUCACUUCCUCAGGUGGUGGGCUUCACUGCGUCUGUUGGUAUAGGGAGUUUUAAGAAUGUGCCCGAGGCUGAGAACAACAUCUGCCAGCUGUGUGCUAACCUGGAUGCCCGGGUCAUCACCACGGUUACCGAGAAUAUUGAUGAGCUGAGGUCAUUUGUGCACACACCCGAGAAAGACUUUUUUGCGGUUCCUCCGCGCACCUCAGCAGACCCCUUCAUCUCCAUCAUCAAAAGCAUCAUGAAUAACAUCGAACGGCUGGCUCUAAGUGUCUACAAAAUUGACACUGUGUCCCAGGUACAGAGGGGUGAUUAUGGCAGUCAGAUGUAUGAGCAGUGGAUUGUGGAUGUACAGAAACGCUGCAGACUGCUACAGUUCACUGACCCUGAGGAGGAGCGCAGAGUCUGCAGAGCACUGUACACCUACACUGAACAUCUCAGAAAAUAUAACGAUGCUCUGAUCAUUAACGAGGACGCUCGCACUAAAGACGCACUGGACUUCAUGGACUCGUUCAUCACGGACAUCAGUAACGCCUCUUCAGACUCCACCGAGCGCCAGCUCAUUGACUUAUACCACGCUCAGCGUGAGCGGCUGCUCCAGGUAGCCGCUGAAGAAAAACAAAACCCCAAAUUGGAGGAGCUCCAGUUCAUCCUGGAUGAAGAAUACGGCAACAACGUGCAGACUCGCACCGUGCUGUUCGUCAGGACCCGCGCCCUCGCUGAUGCUCUGAAAAAGUGGAUAGAGGAGACAGAGUCACUGAAGUUUCUGAAGCCUGGAGUUCUGAUUGGAAGAGGAAGAAAAUCACAACUGACAGGCUCAGGUAUGACUCUGACAAAACAGAAAGGUGCGCUUGACUCCUUUAAGAGCUCUAAUGAGAGUAAGAUUCUCAUCGCCACCUCCGUCGCUGACGAGGGUAUCGAUAUCCCACAAUGCAACCUGGUGCUCAUGUACGAGUACGUCGGCAACGUCGUCACGAUGGUGCAGGUUCGAGGUCGGGGCAGAGCUCAGGGCAGCAGGUGUUUUCUGAUCUCCAGCAGGCAGGAGCGCAUUGAUAAAGAGAAACUGAACAUGGAGAGAGAGAAGCUGGUGGAUGCGGCUGUUAAAGACCUGCAGAUCUCACCUGACCGCCUGUGUGCCAAGGUGGACCGGUUCCAGAAGGAGGAUGUGGCCCGGAGAGCCUACGUGAACAUGAGUGUAGAGAAAACUCUGACUGAGGGAAGUUACGAGCUCAAGUGUGGAAAGUGCAAGAAGUUUGCCUGUUUUAGUGAUGACCUGCGUGUGCUACAGGCAUCUCACCACAUCGUGCUGGAUCGCUCCAUAUUCCAGCGCUGUCUCACCAAACCUCACAAUAAAAUCAAGACCUUCGACAACUUCACCAAAAAGGAAAAGAUGUUUUGUUCUGAAUGUAAUAAUGACUGGGGCAUCAUCGGCUCCUACAUGAAUAUUCAGGAUUUGCCGGUGUUGAAGAUUGAAAGUUUCACCAUUGAGGACAGAGUCACAAAGAAACCGCAGCUUUUCAAGAAAUGGCGUGACGUCACGUUCCGUAUACGAGAGUUUGACAUGACAGAGACGACGAGGGAGCUGAGAACCUAGAGACAAUAACGAGAUUAUAAACAUCUAAAACUGCCACUCUCUCUCUCUCUCUCUCUCUCUCUCUCUCUCUCUCUCUCUCUCACACACACACACACACGUUAAUAUCACAGGGUCAUGUUUUACUAAGGGAAGUACUAUUUACUGGAGUUGUAGUGAAGUUUUACACUACUUGGCGUGGCAUAGUUAAUUUUACUAGGCAAAUUAACAUGGGUGUUUGGGAUAUUUUUAUGUAUUGUGAGGUUUUGUUAUGAUGUUCUUUGUGAUUCUUGUUUUGAAAUCACACACAACCUGAAUAAUCUGAUUGGCUGAAGCCAUUUCCUAAAAAAAGUAAAACUUUGCAAUUUUGUAUUUCUUCCAAAAAAUUUCAGAAGGCUCUAUGUUUGCAAAAUCAUUGUGCUGAAUCACAAAGACAGUAGUUAUUGAAAAGCUAUUGGCUUUGAUCUCUGAUUACCCUGCCCCCUAUGCUGUGCUUUGAAAGAGAAAUGCAAAAAGAGCUCAGGUAAAGUGCACAAGAGUAGUGUUGUAUGUUAAAUAAUUAUGUAAAGAAACAAAAACAACAACAAACAAAAACUAACUUAAUGCUAGCAGCCGUUCAAGCAAACCUGGGGAAUAGUUUUGAUUACAUAGUAUAUAUAACUUCUAAUAAUGUUAUAAUAAUUUUAUAAUAAUGUUAUAAUAAUGUUAGCUAGCUUGUCAAAGUACUGCUCAUGUAACGCUUCAAAACACAUUACAGAUCACACAUCACCUCAACUAAUAUUAAAGUAAGUUAUUAUUAGUCAAAUACUAUUAGCAAUGUUCAGCUAGCAGGUUAUAGAGGUGAGUUUUUCCACAGAAACCUGACACAGAUCAGGGUUUGUUGUUGUUGUUGUUGUUGUUUUUGUUAUCUUCAUCAUGAUUUAAUGUUUUACUGUAGAACUGAAAAAAAGUUUUCAAACGUCUAAAACAUUGUCACGUUCACACAGUAACGAUUUAUCUGGAGCAAAAAAAAAAAACGAAUUAGCAUCAGCUACACUGCACACUGUACUGCUGUACUUAUUAUUAUUCUUUUAUUAGAUAAAGUAGAAAAUACUGUAGACAAAUAAAUAACAAAAUAAAUACAACUAAAUGAAACAAUAAUAACGAUUUUUCUAAUCAGCAAAUCUCACUCUCUCUUCCAUUCCUCCCUCUGCCUCUUUCUUUUUCUCUGUCUCUCUCUUAACCCUUUUAGUCUUCAUUCCCCCCUCUCUCUCUUUCCCCAUCAUUCUGUCCCUCUCUUUCUCUCAUCUCUAUUUCCAUCACUUCCUGUCCUUAUAAUCUUUAUAUCCCUCUUCUAUCCCCCUUUUCUCUCACCCCAUCAGUUUAUUUCUCUCACCCAUAGCAAUUAAGUCCUCUGUCCCAUCCCUCUCCUUUGCUAUCCCUAUUCCCUUUUUUCUGUCAUUCCCUUUCCUCCAUCCCUUAGUCCUUCCUUUCUGUCUUUUUCCUCUCUACCUCUCUUUCUCUAUCCAUCACUCCAUCAUCUCACCUCAUUUUUUGUCUUUCAUUUUUAUUCCCCCUCUCUCUCUCUAUUUCUCUCUCUUUCUCAGUACAUAUUCCACUUUUUUCAUUCUCCUUAUUCCUUUCUCCCAUUAAAAAUCACUUCUAUUUUCUCUUUGUCUUUCAAUUCCUUCCAUCUCUAUAAGUCUUUAUUUCCAUCUCUCUCUCUCUCUCUCUCUCUCUCUUUCUCUGUCGUUCUGUUCAUGUUUACUUGAUUUCCCCUCCCAUUAUCCUACUGUAUCUUUCCCCUCUUUUCUAUUCCAGUCUUCAUUCUCCUUCUCUCCAUCUCUUUCUUGUUUU
Ictalurus furcatus (blue catfish) is the source of this 4666-nucleotide messenger RNA. It is a transcript of the gene rigi, whose product is annotated as RNA sensor RIG-I. The transcript is spliced from 19 exons. The coding region runs from base 41 to 2854 and encodes 937 amino acids. Gene Ontology annotation, cellular component: cytoplasm. Gene Ontology annotation, molecular function: zinc ion binding; double-stranded RNA binding; single-stranded RNA binding. The record is from RefSeq and is a predicted model, not a curated record. NCBI's taxonomy places the organism in Eukaryota, Metazoa, Chordata, Actinopteri, Siluriformes, Ictaluridae.